Molecule: messenger RNA, 1281 nt
Organism: Penicillium riverlandense
Lineage: Eukaryota; Fungi; Ascomycota; Eurotiomycetes; Eurotiales; Aspergillaceae
Exons: 2
Coding region: 1-1281 (426 amino acids)
Biological process (GO): secondary metabolite biosynthetic process
Molecular function (GO): FAD binding; monooxygenase activity
Source: RefSeq, a predicted model, not a curated record
AUGCCUAACACUUCCAGAUCGUUGAACGUCCUUGUCGUCGGCGCUGGCCUGGGCGGCCUAGCAGCGGGACUUGCGCUGCAGACCGACGGUCACACGGUCACAAUUCUUGAUGCAGCUCCCGAGUUCGCUGAAGCUGGAGCGGGUAUCAGGAUCCCACCUAACUCGAGCCGCUUGCUCUUGCGAUGGGGUGUUGACCUAGAGAGGAUGAAGAAGUCGACUUCGCAGAAAUAUCACUUCAUCCGUUGGAAGGAUGGCAGCACAAUCUUCGAUUUGCCUUUCAACAACAUCGUUGAGACACACGGAGCGCCUUACUGGCUUGUCCAUCGAGCAGAUCUGCACGCGGCGUUGCUCGACGCCACGCAGAAAGCCGGCGUCAAUGUUUUGACUAAGAAGCGUGUCGUCUCGUACGACUUCGAUGCUCCGAUGGCGACUACAGUGGAUGGGGAAGUCUUCAAAGCUGACCUUAUCGUGGGUGCAGACGGUAUCAAAUCUGUCUGCCGACCCCUGCUUACCGGGCGGCCCGACGUACCGCGGGACACUGGAGACAUAGCCUACCGAAUCCUCAUUCCCAGCGAAAAGUUGCUGGCCGACCCGGAUCUGGCCCACCUUAUCCUCGACCCCUGCACGACUUCCUGGUGCGGGCCGGACGCACACCUGGUUGGCUACCCUAUCCGCAACGGGGAGAUGUACAACAUCGUCGUGUGUGCUACUUCCUACAAUGAAACCACGGACGAGGUUUGGGUCGUUAAAGGCGACAACAGCGAUCUGUGCAACCGAUUUGCGAGCUGGGAACCCAAGGUGCGAAAGCUCUGUGCCCUGACGGGCGACUUCAUGAAGUGGCGACUGUGUGAUCUGCCCAAUCUAACCCGCUGGACGCACCCGUCGGGCAAGGCCGUGCUGCUGGGAGACAGCUGUCACCCCAUGCUCCCUUACCUGGCUCAGGGCGCCGCCCAGUCCUUUGAAGAUGCCGCCGUUUUGCGCCAGGUACUCGCGCAAGAUGUGGACUUGGCCACAGCCCUGAAGCAGUACGAAAAGAUCCGUAUGCCGCGGGCGGGCCUCGUGCAAGCCAAGACGCGUGAGCACCAGUACAUCUUGCAUAUUGAUGAUGGGCAGGAGCAGCAGACGCGUGACAAGAAGCUAGCUCUCGAUACGACGGAGAACCCAGUCUUCUGGGGCUUCGGAGACCGGAGGAAAUGGCUCUUCAGUCACGAUGCAGAGGUGAUUAGGAAAGAAGGGGCUAACUGGAGGGAUGGGCCCGUAUUGAAUGGUGUUCAGACGUAG